UUGGACUUGUGUAAAAUUUAAAUAUUUCAAAGUUGCAACAUGGUACCUGGAGCUGUCUGCUAUGCAGAAUGUUUUCAAAAUCAACGUUUUACACAAUGUCUAUGGUAAUACAAUAGCUAAGUAUUUCUAAAGGACAAGAUGAUGACGUGAUUUUAUAAAUUCCCUUUAGGAAUCAUUUGGAUUGUUUCUGUUAUCGCAAUGUACUCUUCACGUACUGUCACUAUACAUUAUCUUCACGCACUGUUACUAUACAUUGUCUCCACGCACUGUUACUAUACAUUGUCUUCACGCACUGUCACUAUACAUUGUCUUCACGCACUGUUACUCUACAUUGUCUCCACGCACUGUUACUAUACAUUGUCUCCACGCACUGUCACUAUACAUUGUCUUCAAGCACUGUCACUAUACAUUGUCUCCACGUUCUGUCACUACACAUUGUCUUCACGCACUGUUACUCUACAUUGUCUCCACGCACUGUCACUAUACAUUGUCUCCACGCACUGUUACUAUACAUUGUCUUCACGCACUGUCACUUUACAUUGUCUUCACGCACUGUUACUCUACAUUGUCUCCACGCACUGUUACUCUACAUUGUCUCCACGCACUGUUACUCUACAUUGUCUCCACGCACUGUCACGAUACAUUGUCUUCACGCACUGUCACUAUACAUUGUCUCCACGUACUGUCACUAUACAUUGUCUCCACGCACUGUUAUUAUAUGCAUUAUCUAUUAUCACUUUGUACUCUCCACGCACUGUUACUAUACAUUGUCUCCACGCACUGUUACUAUACAUUAUCUAUUAUCACUUUGUGCUUUCCACGCAUUGUUUUAUCCCGUGGGGACCCGGUUUAGAAUAAAUCCUCAGUAUCCCCUUGCUUGUCGUAAGAGGCGACUAAAUCGGGUUGUCCUUCGGAUAAGACUGCAAAAACCGAGGUCCCGUGUCACAGCAGGUUUGGCACGAUAAAGAUCCCUCCCUGCUCAAUGGCCAUCAGCGCCAAUUUUGUAGCCCUUCACCAGCAGUGGUGACGUCUGAGUGAAAUAUUCUCGAGAGGAACGUUAAACAAUAUUCAAUUAAUCAAUCAACCACGCACUGUUUCUAUACAUUGUCUCCACGGAUUGUUACUAUACAUUGUCUCCACCCACUGUGAGUAUACAUUGUCUAUUAUCACUUUGUACUUUCCACGCACUGUUAUUAUACAUUGAAUAGACGUGUUAUUUCUUUCUUAAAUGUUUAGUGAUAACAAUAUUUGCUAAAUCCUCUUGAUUACGCUCACAAGAAAAAUGAAUGGUUUUCAAACAUUCUCAAAAACAAAUUAAAUCUCUUUACAAAUUCCUAUAGCUAUAAUCAGAUGUCGAUUUAUGUUGCUAACUCGAGUUUUCCUGAGAAAAGUUCCUUGUGUGCAGCAAUUACCGCCAGAGAAACAAUAGUGAAAGCUACCUGUGCUAGUUAUGGCCGAUAUGUCUUACUGCAGUAUGAAUCUAACAGAAAAGGCAUCUCGAUUUGUGAAGUCCUUGUGAAAGGCUGUCCUAGUGGCUUUUUUGGAAGAAACUGUAGCGAGGUGUGUAGUGGUAAUUGUUUACACAAAUCUACAUGUAACGUAACCACGGGAUACUGUGAUGAUGGCUGUGCCCCAGGAUGGAGGGGAGCUGAUUGUUCAGAGGGGUGUCCAGAAAACACGUACGGCUCUGAUUGUAAGAAUAAAUGUGGACACUGUAAGGACGGUGCAGAGAAUUGUGACCGAGAGACAGGUGUUUGUAUAGCUGGGUGCAAUGAUGGGUACUUUGGAGAUAAAUGCCAUUCUAACGACGCUGGUAACAUCACGAUAGGCGAUGCAUGUUCCUUGAAGCAAGAAUCAGAAGAUGACAUGACUGUGUACAUUUUGUUGGCCGCAUUGGUAGUUUCAGUUUUAGUGAACGUCUUCCUUGGAAUAAUGUUCAUCGCCAGGUUCCGUGUUAAACCAAAGAAGGAAAUUUGUGAUAAUCCUUCCCCGGUAUAUGUAAACGUGGUGGAUGAAAACCUUGAGGGUAUACCUACACAACGGAGACCACAGUAUGAUCAAACGAACAUGCAGUACGAGACAUUGGGGACCCCUGCUAAUGCUUUGCAGCAUUACGAUACAUUAAAAUCGUAAAAAAGAGUGCAGAAAUACUCUACUUAAACUACUGUUUGGAAUGAUGUGUUUCACGAGAGUUUUCUUUAUUAAAAUCGCAAGUGUGAUUUGUCAAAAUCCCAUAAAAAUUAGAAAAGCU
Molecule: messenger RNA, 2251 nt
Organism: Ostrea edulis (European flat oyster)
Lineage: Eukaryota; Metazoa; Mollusca; Bivalvia; Ostreida; Ostreidae
Product: multiple epidermal growth factor-like domains protein 10
Exons: 5
Coding region: 1351-2133 (260 amino acids)
Source: RefSeq, a predicted model, not a curated record